Molecule: messenger RNA, 2490 nt
Organism: Rosa chinensis
Lineage: Eukaryota; Viridiplantae; Streptophyta; Magnoliopsida; Rosales; Rosaceae
Exons: 4
Coding region: 1-2490 (829 amino acids)
Molecular function (GO): catalytic activity
Source: RefSeq, a predicted model, not a curated record
AUGGAUAUGGAGAUACUUAGUUGGAAUUGCCGAGGGAUCUGCAAUGACAUGACAAAGAGGGCGCUGAAGGAUUUAAUUUCCCAGAAUCAUCCUCAAAUUAUUUUUCUUUGUGAGACGAAGAUCAGCACUCUUGCUGAUUUCCGUGAAUUGCACCGGGCUGUUGGAUUUCCACACUCAAAGGAGGUGUUGAGUGAUGGUCUAUCAGGAGGUUUGGCGAUGUUCUGGAAUGAUGAUGUACAAGCGAAGGUUUUGACUUUCUCUGCGCAUCACAUCGAUUUGGAGAUCGUAGGAGGUCCUGGAGAUCCUCGUUGGAGGCUAACGGGAUUCUAUGGGUAUGCUAGGACGAUAGAAAGGGAUCGAUCAUGGCAAUUGCUAAGGGAUUUACGUGAUCUCGAUUCUCUACCUUGGGCUGUUAUUGGGGAUUUCAAUGAAAUCCUGAAUAAUGGAGAAAAGAUUGAUGGUCUGCUUCGAUCGGAACAACAGAUGCGUGGAUUUCGCGAAGCUCUUGGAUAUGGUGACCUUCUUGAUUUAGGGUUUCAGGGUGCUAUGUCUACAUGGUGGAAUUCUGACACACAACUCCGCUCUGUUCCUUUGGCCAAAAGACAACGAGUGCACCGGUUCAAAUUCGAAGCUUACUGGCUUCAGCAUAAUGAUUAUGACGAGGUUGUGAAGCAAGCAUGGGCGACAGACGUGGCUGGAAGUCCUAUGUACUGUGCAACCAAGAAGAUUGAAUUCACAAGGAUACAACUUGAUGAUUGGCAGAAGAGAACCUUUAGGACUAGGCAACAACAGAUGUUGGGGGUGCGUGCUCGUCUUGAGGAGUUACUAGAUGUUCCUGUGUCGGUGGAGGUGCAGAAUGAAAACAAAGAGCUGAUGAGCAAGUUGCAGAGGAUUCUUUCACAAGAAGAAUCCUUCUGGAAGAAACGGUCCAAAGUGACAUGGUUGAAGGAGGGGGAUAGGAACACAAGCUUUUUUCAUCGAAAGGCUGCUAAUAGAAAGAGGAAAAACUUCAUUCAUGGCCUCUAUGACGAGAAUGGGAAUUGGUGUGAUGACGACGCAGGUCUGGAACGAGUUAUCUCUACUUAUUUUCGAAAGAUGUUUACAGCUUCGAAUAUUGAUGUUGAGGCAGUGAACGACACUUUAGCAGCUAUACAACCAUGUGUAACACAGAGGGAGGGUAAUGAAGGUUUUAUGGCCUUGAAGUUGGAUCUAAGCAAGGCUUAUGAUCGCAUGGAAUGGAGCUUUUUGAGAAAAGUUCUAGAUAGGUUUGGCUUUGCUCAUUCAUGGAUUGAUUUGGUGAUGCAAUGUAUUAAUACUGUCCGGUAUUCAUUCUUAGUCCGUGGAAAGCCUCGGGGGCUUGUGAUUCCUAGCAGGGGACUGAGACAAGGGGAUCUUUUGUCUCCAUAUUUAUUCUUAAUUGGAGCAGAAGGUUUCUCUGCUUUAUUGCGCCAGAAACAAGAGUUAGGCUUGCUCCAAGGUAUUAAGGUUUGUGAUGGAGCCCCUUCUGUAAAUCAUCUUUUAUUCGCCGAUCAUAGUAUGUUAUAUGCUCAAGCUUCUUUGGAAGAUUGUUACCAGAUUCAAGAAGUUCUUGAAACUUAUGGGAGAGCCUCAGGACAAUUGGUUAACUUUGACAAAAGUUCAGUGGUAUUCAGUAAAAAUGUGGACUCUGCUAUACAAGAAGAAAUAUCCAGUUUGUUGGGAGUAGAAGUAGUUGCCUCCCAUGACAAGUACUUGGGAUUACCUACUUAUGUAGGGAGAAAGAAAACUGCAACCUUUCAGUACAUUAAGGAAAAUUUGGCUAAGAAGCUAUCUAAUUGGCAAGGGAAGGUGCUUAGUGGUGCAGGAAAGGACAUUUUGAUUAGGGUAGUAGCUCAAGCGUUACCUACCUAUGCUAUGAGUGUCUUCCAAUUGACAAAGAAUUUCUGUGAAGAUUUGGAACAACUUUGUGCUCGGUUUUGGUGGGGAUCUACAAUGGAUAAAAGAAAGAUUCAUUGGAAAACAUGGAAUGCUUUGUGUAAUCCGAAAGAAGAAGGGGGACUAGGGUUUCGCAGUUUGGCUAGCUUUAAUUCAGCGAUGCUUGCUAAACAAGCUUGGAGGCAAAGCACAUAUUGGCAUAUUGGUUCUGGGACAGAGGUCAAUAUUUGGAAUGAUAAUUGGUUGCUAAGCUUGCCUAGUGGUAGGCCUCAUGAGACUGCAGCAGGUCUUGCUGAAGUGUCUCAAGUUUCUGAUUUGCAUACUACUAAUGGUGAUUGGAAUUAUGAUAUGAUUGUUAGAUUGUUUUCUUCAGAAGAAGUGGAGGCCAUUUUAAGUGUGCCUCUAAGUUUGAGAAGGGUGGAUGAUAGACUGGUCUGGAAAUUGGAAAGAGAUGGAAAAUAUUUAGUUAAAACGGCUUACAGGUUCUCCUUCUCUCAUUCUCCUUCUUGUGUACCUUUUGAGCUAUCAGUUAACACUGAUUUUUGGAAAAAAAUUGUGGAAAGUGAAGAUUCCUAA